Molecule: messenger RNA, 528 nt
Organism: Trypanosoma conorhini
Lineage: Eukaryota; Euglenozoa; Kinetoplastea; Trypanosomatida; Trypanosomatidae
Exons: 1
Coding region: 1-528 (175 amino acids)
Source: RefSeq, a predicted model, not a curated record
AUGCACAGCGACCCGGUGCUGGGCAACGCCGCGGAGGAGGUGGUCAUGUACGUGCAGGAGUGGCACCCCGACGCCCACGCCAAGCUGCGGGAGAAGCUCGAGGUGGCGUCGCGGGUGCCCCCACCACCGCCGCCGCCGGAAGCAGCCACGAAAAAGGCACGCGACAAGUCCAAGGCGGCGGCGGCGGCAGAAGCAGUGGCAGAAGCAGAAGCAGAAGCAGCGGAGACUGCGAAGACUGUGGGGGCGGAGGGGUGUAGUUACGUCGCCGUCCCGCUGCGGGCUGUCGCGGGGGUGUCGAAUGAGGCCCUCACCGUCAUCGCAGCCGCCGUCGCGCUGCGGCGCCGCAAGGCGGGCGAGCUGCCGCUCGCCACCGCACCGAAGCAGCGGCCGCCGACGCCGCUGCCGCCGGCGCCGGAGCCCCGGCCGGAGCUUCAGCCGCUCUUCGACGCCCGCGCGGCGCUGCGGCUCACGGAGGAGGGCGGCGACGACGACGACGACGACGGUGAUGCCGCCGGUGGGGCGGAGUGA